Molecule: messenger RNA, 1800 nt
Organism: Saccharomyces eubayanus
Lineage: Eukaryota; Fungi; Ascomycota; Saccharomycetes; Saccharomycetales; Saccharomycetaceae
Gene: HPC2
Product: Hpc2p
Exons: 1
Coding region: 1-1800 (599 amino acids)
Source: RefSeq, a predicted model, not a curated record
AUGCAACCGGAUACUAGAGUUCAAAUCUUGAAUAACGAUAACAACAUUAAGAAAGAACCUGAAACUGACAACGAAGACUCUUUGAGUAAAAUUUUAAACAGAAGGACAAAUAAGAAAAUACCAAAUAUUGCUGAAGAGUUAGCCAAGAACAGAAACCACGCCAAAGGUGCCUCUCCAUCGCCCAUCCUAGUCUCGACAUUUUCUUCUUCAGCUCCUUCUUCGGGGCCCCCUUCCUCGUCUACAAACUCGGUAGAUAUACCAACAGCAAACCGAUUUAGCAGAAGUACGGUAGAACCGUUUCAAUAUCCACCCAAUCUCACGGUGUCUACGAGCAAGAUAGAUCCAGAUGAAACAAGGCGGAAUAGUAAAAACAUAGACAAUAGAACUGCACCAGAAAGAGGACGUUCUUCUUUUGCUGCGAACCAACUAAAAAUAUCAUCUUUGUUAACUAUGUCCUCUAAUGACGACAGCACGCCCCCAGCGAUAAACACUUUCAACGGAAACAAAAAUGGCAACAAUACUAUUAAUAAUAUCUCAUCACCCAGCAUCGAGCUCCAUACAGAUGCAAACAGUAUCGAGUCGCUAAAAAAAACUCCAAACUCUCCUAGAAAUAAAUCAUUAACCCCCAAAGUUAUUUUGCCCACUCAAAACAUGGACGGCUCUCUUUUGAAGAUACCCCGUUUAAACGAUAAUCCCCCUGGUAUUCUUAUAGCGAAAACCGGCUCUCCCGUAAAUUUGGACGUUGAAACUACAGUACAACCUCUAGCAAAAAUCAAUAAGCUUACUACUCAUUCCGUGAAACCAACUUUGACAAAACAAUCAGCAGAGAAAGUUUCGUUGAAGCGAAGUAACAGCUCGAUUACACAGAGCGAUUCUAAUGGCAACUCUAAUAAAAAACCUGCACCCGAAAGAGCGAGGAAAUCGAAUUCAGUGUCAGCAAUAUUACCGAAGCCAGCUAACAAGACAUCAAAAAAGGCUGCUAGUGGCAACGCUGAUUCCAAUAAGAAAAAGCCUGUUUCGAACAAGGCUGCAUCCGCUAUUAAGAAAGAACCGAACACAAGCUCCAAAUUGAGUACAGUCAAGAAGGAAAACAGCACUUUAUCUUUUAACAAAGCCACUGAGAAAGAAAAAGACAAAGGCACUGACACAAAGACCUCUGCAAACAACGUCAAAAAGGAAACAAGCUCAAAAUCUCCCAGGAAACUAGUACCUGCACCAACAAUCAAUUCACCUAAGAUUGUACAAACGACAGAAACAAAAAUAAAAGAACCCUCAAUCUUGAUUGACAUUCCGUUGUACCAAACUGACACAAAUGACUACUUGGAUGAAAACGGUCAAGUCAUUUUUAAUUUGUCAACUUUAAUAAAAGAAAAAUAUCACCUAAACCAGAAAGAACUGACACAGUUAAAAGAUUCCAAAAGAAAUUUAAUAACACAGUUGAAUGAUCAUUCUAACGGCGCACUAGAAAAGGAAAAAGAUGAAGAAGGUGAUAUCAUAGAAUUGGAUGACGAUGAGGACUUGGAGGAUGAUGAAGGAGAAUUAGACACGGAGACGAACACUGCAGCAACUACAGCCUCUCCAAAGAAGAAAUCACAUCCGAUGAAAGGUAAAAAUUUGAUUGGUAAAUAUGACGUUGAAGACCCGUUCAUUGAUGAUUCAGAAUUAUUAUGGGAGGAACAACGUGCUGCCACAAAAGAUGGGUUUUUUGUUUAUUUUGGUCCAUUAAUUGAAAAGGGACACUAUGCAAGCUUAGAACGUGCAAACGGUACCAUGAAAAGAGGUGGUGUCAAGAACAAAUAG